Molecule: messenger RNA, 939 nt
Organism: Suncus etruscus (white-toothed pygmy shrew)
Lineage: Eukaryota; Metazoa; Chordata; Mammalia; Eulipotyphla; Soricidae
Product: olfactory receptor 6C6-like
Exons: 1
Coding region: 1-939 (312 amino acids)
Biological process (GO): G protein-coupled receptor signaling pathway
Cellular component (GO): membrane
Molecular function (GO): olfactory receptor activity; G protein-coupled receptor activity
Source: RefSeq, a predicted model, not a curated record
AUGAAUAACCAGUCAAGAGAGAUAGAGUUCAUUCUUUUAGGACUGACUGAUGACCCACAUUUGCAAAUUGUGAUCUUUAUAUUUCUCUUUCUAAACUAUAUGCUGAGUGUCCUAGGAAACUUAACCAUCAUCCUCCUUACCUUGCUGGAUCCUCGCCUCAAAACUCCUAUGUACUUCUUUCUUAGAAACUUCUCCUUCUUGGAAGUUUCUUUGACAACAAUAUGUAUUCCCAGAUUUCUUAUAACCAUUGUGACGAAAAACAAAAUCAUUUCCUAUAAUGGUUGUGCAUCUCAGUUAUUCUUUUUUCUCUUGUUAGGAGUAACAGAAUUUUACCUACUGGCUGCUAUGUCUUUUGACCGUUAUGUAGCCAUCUGCAAACCUUUGCAUUACUCCAUCAUUAUGAGCAACAAAGUAUGCUACCAACUUGUGCUAAGUUCAUGGACAGCUGGAUUUCUGAUUACCUUUCCACCAUUGGUCAUGGGAUUGAAACUUGAAUUCUGUGCCUCCAAAGUAAUUGAUCAUUUUAUAUGUGACACUUCUCCUAUUUUACAGAUUUCAUGCACAGACACACAUUUACUAGAGUUAAUUUCUUUUGUCUCAGCUGUCAUAACACUUGUAGUUACAUUACUGUUGGUAAUCCUUUCCUAUACACACAUUAUUAGGACCAUUCUAAAAAUGCCCUCUGCUCAAAAUAGAAAAAAGGCUUUUUCCACUUGUUCUUCACAUAUGAUUGUCGUCUCCCUUACUUAUGGCAGCUGUAUAUUUAUCUACAUGAAGCCAUCAGCAAAAGAAAGAGUAACUAUAUCUAAAGGUGUAGCUGUUAUCUACACUUCAGUUGCCCCUUUAUUAAAUCCUUUUAUUUAUACUCUAAGAAACCAGCAAGUUAAACAAGCCUUCAAGAAUAUACUCUGUAAGAUUUUCUCUUUUUUCAAAAAAUAA